AUGUUUACUCAGAAGCCGCAAGGCUAUCACCGCCUCGCAGAUCUCAUGGGCCGCUAUCCGGAGACCGCAAUCUUCAGACGGUUCAGCUCUUUGAACAUGAUCAAUUUGCUGUCACUCCAAGCAGAGUUGAUCGAGCUUCGAGAGAAUUGUGAAGAUGUCUGGGCCAAGGAUGGUGGUUUGGACAAUAUAGAUGAGGAGAAACUUUCGACAUUCUUGAAAGACAGCUCGCAGUAUAAAUUGUUACUCAAACUACGCAAAAAGCUUCGAGAGUACAGUACGGCUCAAGCAUGA
Aureobasidium musti is the source of this 291-nucleotide messenger RNA. NCBI's taxonomy places the organism in Eukaryota, Fungi, Ascomycota, Dothideomycetes, Dothideales, Saccotheciaceae. The record is from the annotation of a GenBank genome assembly.